Messenger RNA from Blepharisma stoltei, 1105 nucleotides. The record is from the annotation of a GenBank genome assembly. NCBI's taxonomy places the organism in Eukaryota, Ciliophora, Heterotrichea, Heterotrichida, Blepharismidae.
AUGGGUAGUAGAGGUUUUUUUGAAAAUAUUUUAAUUAUUGAAAGAAUUAAUAUGGAAGCUACUUGUGACCUUUCGUGACUGUUUAGAGGGGAUUUUCAAAGAGCGUUCAAUCUAAUUGAUACUAGUCCAGCAUGCAAGUCAGAACUAAUUAAAUUUUCCUAGCUCUCCAGCGAAAAAAAAAUUUUGUUCGAGCAGAAGGUUUUUUUUUUAAAAAUUUAGAAAGAAAUUUUAUAGUUUCGAAAUUAAAAAAAAUUUGAAAGCAAAUAUUUAUUUUGUUCAAAAUUAAACAUAAUUUAUUAUAUUAAUCAUCACUUAUAUAUCAAUAAAAAUUUUUUUGUUUGUAUGUAGGGUUAUUUUUGGGAUUUUUCAAAUUUUUUUUUUUCACUCAUAGGUGAGUAAUGGAAAUGUAUGAAAUUGUACUGAAAAAAUCACAUUAAGUCUUCUAAGAAAAAAUGAAAUGCCAAUAUAUCGGGAAAUAAUUGGAAAAUGCCAAGCAGACAUGGAUAUCUCAAAACAAUUAAAUAUAGCUCCAGAGGACUGAAUACAGCAUAGAAUUAUAGAUUAUGAAGAGCAUUCAGACUUUUUAAAAUACAGCGUCUGUGCCAAAGUUAAUGGAAAAAUCGCAGGAUUAGUAACUGCUGCACCUAAAGCCUCUUAUCCUGAAAAAUCAUUUGAGAGAGCUAGGGCAAGAGAAUUUUGGAAAAAAAUUGAUUUUAUUCAUAAAAUAACAUCAGAAAGUCUGCCUUUUAUAUUUGAUAUGUCUAAUGACAAUAUUUCAAAUAAAAAAUAUGUCAAUCCUAAAGAAGUGCUUUAUGCAUCUAAUUUAUCUAUUUUGCCAGAAUUUAGGACAGCAAGGCUUACAAUUUAUAUCAAUGCCAUUGUAUCAGCAUUGGGGUAUUUAAAUGAUAUGAAAUUUUGUUAUGCUUGCUCUUUAGAUACAAGAUUUCCUUAUUGAAAAAAAUUUAAUCCAUGAAUGGUGAAAACUACUUAUUAUGGAGAUUUAGUUGUAGAUGGAAAAAGAGUUUUUCCUAGGCCACAUCCGAAUCAAGUUCAUACCCUUCUUGUACUGCCAUUAAAAUCGAAUCUUAUUAAUCCUAAACUUUAA